AUUUUCUCACUUGACCUUAAUGCAUAAAUUAUUCUGUGAUUAUUACGUUAUUUAAUUGUUAUAUGUACAUUUUUGAAUACAUAAGCGCUUUAUUAAUUUUAUGUGUGAAAAUUCUAAAUAUACCUAAAUUUUGUUCGAUCAUAUAUUGUGAUUGUAGGUAGUGUAAGGUUUCAAACGAGCUUCUGGGUAUAUAUUUUCUGUAUUUAAAUUGAAUUAUAACCUGGACAAAUCACAAUUAAAAGUUAUGUCAAUUCUUUCAUUCUAAUGAUUUUGCUCAUUUUCUAUUCUGUUUUUAUUUGGGUUGGAUUUAUUUUUUGAUUAAAUUGCCCUUGCAAUGUUCUCUAUUAUCCAGUUGUUUUAUACUUGACUGCCCAGAUGUUGUUCAUAUAGAAUUUUCAUGAUUGAUGGCAAGAGUGCGAUUUCUUAUAAUAAAUAUAUUGCCGUUUUUGUUUUUUGUCCUUUUAUUCAGAUAUGUCUACCAUCUAGCACUCAAUAUAUAUUUAAAUAUUCCUUGAAUAUUACAGUAAUAGGCAUGUCAUCACUAUGUUAUCAAGAAGAUGACAUACAUCUUGCGAUUUUAUAUCACAAGAUGUUUAGAUAGUUAGAUUUGUUCUGAUUCAUUAACAUUUUUAAAUAUUUCGUUAUCAGUAGCUACUUCAUUUAAUCAAUGUUAAUAUUAUUCAUUUAUUACUUCGUAAGUUCAGGGCGAAUGUCCCCAGUUCUGAAAGUCAGAAGUUAUUUAGAUCUUCAGUGUCAUCGUCGCAUUCGUUUGGACCAUCUCUAUGGAAUGAAACCAAGUUUUCAACAUUUCAGGAAUUUUGCAUCAUUUGAAUAGUUUUUCGAGUUUAAACAAAGCUUAACGCAAAUUUGUGGCAAUCAUUUUUCUGUCCUUUUUGUAAAAAGCAAUGUUAAAAAAGCUUGUUAUUACGAGCUAGACACUUACCUUUGGUAUCUGUAGCAUACAUGACAUUUCGUUUGGGAGAUACAUAUUACGAAAAAUGACAUCUACCAUGAAAAUAGGUCCGCAACCACAAAUACGACGGCCACUUAUUAUAGAAAACGACGCAAUCGAAGCAGUUAACGAAUUUGUAUACCUGGGAACGCUCGUCAAUACUGAAAAUGACACUACCUCAGAGAUAAACCGCAGAAUUUGCACGGCUAAUAGAUGCUAUUUUGGCCUUAAUCUCCUUUUUAAAUCUACAGUUAUAUCAAGAAAUACAAAAGUAAAACUCUACAAAACAAUAAUACGCCCAGUCCUAACAUAUGGUUCAGAAACUUGGACUUUAACAAAAAGCAAUGAAAACAUGUUAGGAUGUUUCGAAAGAAAAAGACUGAGGCGAAUCUAUAGAGCGGUAAAUGAAAAUGGUGUCUGUAGAAGACGAUACAACUUCGAACUCUAUAGAAUAUACCAUGAACCAGAUAUCGUAAAACACAUUAAGAUAGGACGUCUGACGUGGGUAGGCCAUGUAAUGCGGAUGGAGCAAACCGACCCAGCUAGAAAACGCUCCUUGAUAGACCUAUUGGUCAAAGAAGAAGAGGAAGACCCAGAACAAGAUUCCUAGAUAACAUAGACCAAGAUAUGAGAAAUAUGGAAAUACAUGCUUGGCGGAGGAAGAGAAUUAUUGGGGAGGCUAGGACCCACACAGGGUUGUAAAGCCAAAAUGAUGAUGAUUUUGGUGCGAAAUUAUGAACGAUGGACUGAUACUUUUGGGACAGAGCUCUUUUUGUUUUUCUAUCUUCGAUGUUUUAGUUUUUUUUUUAUAUUGUUUGUGUUUGUCAUUAUCUCUCAUUAUUUAUUUUUUUGUGUGGUCGUUAUUGUUAUAAAUUUAUGUACAAUUAAAUAUCAACGAUAAUUUGAUAUUGAAAUUAAAAUGACUAUUUUUAAAUAUAUACCCAGAUUUACUUGAAACGUGUAGUUUUGAAGUUAUUAGAAUAAAAAGCGUUGGUUUAAGAUCCAUUGUCAUAGUUUUCAAAAUUUUUGUAUC
Molecule: messenger RNA, 1985 nt
Organism: Diabrotica balteata
Lineage: Eukaryota; Metazoa; Arthropoda; Insecta; Coleoptera; Chrysomelidae
Source: the annotation of a GenBank genome assembly